Molecule: messenger RNA, 1011 nt
Organism: Exophiala xenobiotica
Lineage: Eukaryota; Fungi; Ascomycota; Eurotiomycetes; Chaetothyriales; Herpotrichiellaceae
Exons: 1
Coding region: 1-1011 (336 amino acids)
Molecular function (GO): oxidoreductase activity
Source: RefSeq, a predicted model, not a curated record
AUGGCCACCAUGCGUGCAGUCGACAUCAGAGGCGAGACAGGACCCGUCUCGGCCUUAUUCAUCAAUUCCGAAACAGCCAUCCCCAAGCCCACGCACGAUCAGGCCCUGGUGAGAAUCAAAGCCUUUGGUCUCAACCGCAUGGACCUCCUCCAGCGUGAGGGCAAGUAUCCGGUACCCCCUAAAGCUCCCAAGACCAUGGGCGUCGAGUUCUCAGGCAUCAUUGACUCGUUCGGUUCUUCCUCUUCCACUCUAGGCUUCCGCGUCGGAGACGAGGUCUUUGGUCUAGCUUAUGGCGGCGCAUACGCCGAGUAUAUCGCCGUUAGCACGUCUAUGCUCAUUCACAAACCCAAAGAACUCAGCUGGGAACAGGCUGCCGGGGUUCCUGAGACCUGGAUUACUGCCAUCCAAGCGCUCUACCUGGUCGGUGAAUAUCAAACAGGCCAGAGCGUCAUCUGGCAUGCUGGGGCGAGUGGCGUUAGCAUUGCCGGAAUUCAACUGUCGAAGGCUGCCGGAGCGUCUGCUGUCUAUGUCACCGCGAGUACGCAAGCCAAGAUUCAAUUCUGCAAGUCCAUCGGCGCGACGGAGGGGUUUAAUUAUAAAGAUGGCGACUGGGCGGACGCAUUGCUUAGCUACACCGGUGGGAAGGGCGCAGACCUGAUCGUGGAUUUUGUCGGUGCGGACUAUUUCAAGAAGAACUUGAAAGCGGCGGCAAGAGAUGCCCACAUAGUCAACUUGGGUUGGCUGAGCGGCACAGUAGUAAAGGGUGAUAUCGAUAUCAGCCCCUUUCUAGGGAAGAGAUUGAGGUUCGAGGGGAGCAGUUUACGGAGUCGCGAUGAGGAAUACCAAAAGAAACUGCGGGACUUGCUGGUCGAGCAUGCGUUGCCCAGACUUGUGGACGGGAGGUUCAAAAUCUUCAUCGAAAAGGUCUUUGAGAUGGAGGACAUCCAAAAGGCGCAUGAGGUGUUGGAGUCAAACCAGACCAUGGGCAAACUCAUAUGUAGAGUGCAUUGA